AGAAAAAACAACGGACUCGGGGCGCUUCCUUGUUAAGAAAAGUGAAAUAAUUUUUGGGCAGAUUUUCAUUUUAUGAUAUUUUACUGAAUAUCAAGAAAAAAUGCCUCGUAGAAACGAGAUCCCAGAAGGGAUCCGGUCGAAAGUUGUAGAUAUGCACAACGCCGGGAUGGGAUAUAAACUGAUUUCAAAGAGUUUGGAGAUUCAUCAUUCCACAGUUAGGAAGAUUAUCCAUAAAUGGAUACGGUUUAACACUGUGGCGACCCUUCCGCGGAGUGGGAGACCCACGAAGAAGCCUCCUAACAGGACACAGACAGCACAGCUAGAGGCUGAUCAUGCUGGACCAGCCAGAGAUAAAGGAGGAGAUAAAGUCGAUUCUGAGUCAGCUGGACCAGCACAUCUUAUAAAGAAAGCUCCAGAUAAGAAAAUGAGAGAGUUCAGCAGUGACUGUGAGGAUGCCGACACUGCAGACUCCUCUCCUGAUACUGAUGAAGAAGAUCCCAUGCUCAGGGUCCUGUUUCCCACAACAACAAAGGAUGCUAGAGAAGAUGCAGACCACAAAAGGCAUAAAAAUUCAGCUUCAUGUGAUGAUCCCCCAGAAGAAGAUCCAAUGGAGCAGAUAUUUGACCCAAACUUUGACGGGGAGAAGAAGAUAUUUUCCGGUUCUUCAGUCAGUGUGAGGGCUCUCCUCCUCCUCCUCUUGGCCUUCAUCCUGAAGCACGACUUGUCAAAAGCAGCCACCAAAGACCUCCUGGCGCUCCUCAACCUCGUGGUGCCUGGAUGCAUUCCCAGCUCUCUGCGGUUUUUAAAGAAACAUUUGACUGAUAUUGACAAGACGACGGAGAUCCACUUGUACUGUCCCAGGUGUGAAAACUACCUCGGUCUCGAGCCUGGGACUGAGUGCGGAGUGUGUCAGCAGCGGUUGAGCAAAAAAAGUCUGCUUGAAAAAGCCAACUACUUCCUCGUGAUGCCGCUAGAGAUCCAGCUGAGGAAAGUCCUCACACGCGUUCACUCAAAGCUGGGGAAGCAUUUUACGAGGGGCGAUUCGGUUUCUGAUAUUAACACCGGAGGUGAAUAUAAGCAUGAUGAGCAGGAGGGCAGCAUUACACUUACCUUCACAUGUGAUAGCUCUCCUCUUCUCAAAUCAUCCAAGUUUUCAGUCUGGCCCAUCCUGUGCACGAUCAACGAACUUCCAUACGUGGAGCGGUGUAAAAAUGUUCUGCUGCACACGUUGUGGUUCGGUAAAGGAAAGCCACUGCUACAGUGUUUCUUUACGCCGUUCAUUAACGAACUCCAUAAACUGUCUAACGAGGGCUUCACUUGGGAAGAUGAGAGCGGUUUAGAGCUGAACACCAGAGUGGCAGCGAAAAUCUGCGUCUGCGAUUCGAUGGCGAGGUCAGCGGUGCAGAACUUUCAGCCGUUCAGUUCGGAGUUUGGCUGUGGGUUCUGCUACCACAAAGGUGAGCUGGUUCAGAAGGGCCGGGGUUACACCAGAGUGUAUCCUGUUCAGAUUGAUGGGUGUGACCUGCGCCACAUGGCUGAGACAGAGCAGCUGGCCACCUUAGUGAUCGAAAAUGGGUAUCCGCAAGGUCAAAUGGGUGUCAAAGGUCACAGUCCGCUGCUUCUCUUGCCUGCGUUUGACGUUAUCAAAGGUUUUAUCCCAGAUUACAUGCACUGUGUUUGUCUCGGGGUUGUUCCUGAGUUUGUCAACCGUUGGUUGGACCCCCUUUAUGGCAGAAAGCGUUUCCACCUUCCACCUCAGAGUUUGAAGGACCUGGACAAAGCUUUGUGUGCCAUCCAACCCCCAGAUGAGAUUAGACAAAGACCUCGGCGCCUCAGUGAGAGAAUGCAUUGGGAAGCAUCUGAGUGGAGAGCGUUUGCUCUUCUCUACUCUCCUGUAAUACUGUGUAAAGUUUUACCAAAGCUGUACUACAAACACUGGAUGCUUCUUGUUUCAUCACUUCAUGUCCUCCUCUCCCAGUUUGCCACCCAGGAGGAGAUCAGCUGUGCAGAGUUAUGCCUCGUUCAGUUCGUCUCGCAGGUUCCUUCUCUUUAUGGGCUCGAGCACUGCUCAUUUAACUGCCAUUUGCUGAUGCAUCUCACUGACUGUGCCCGUAACUGGGGUCUGCUGUGGGCCAACUCGGCCUUUGUCUUUCAGGACGUCCACAGCAGACUCCUGCAGAUGUACUCCAGGACUCAGUCUGCGUCAUCGCACAUUUUUAAGCAGUUUGUUUCCUAUGAUGAGAUCGUCAGUAAAGGAAGUGAUGUGCUGAAGGAUACUAGUGCAGAAAUCGCUGAGCUCUUUUCUUCUAUGACAAGCUGUGGUAUACUUACCAAGUCAUCCAACUACAUCAGAGACGAUGCGUUUACUUUGGGAUGUGGCUCUCAGAGAUCUCUAACUGUGAGAGAACUUGCUGCAUUGCAGAGCAAAGAUACAUGGCCCAUUACUGAAUACGCGCGGUUUGUCUACAAAGACAUGUUGGUCACCACUUUGGACUACAGCAUCUCGUGCAAAAGGAACAACUCAGUCCUAGAAACGACCAGCGGCUUUGUUCUUGUGGAGUCCGUGGUUGUCGUAGAGAAGCGUUGCAGCUGUGAGAAAUCACCCGGCUGCUCCUGCAGAGAACUGGUUGUUUUCUGUAGAAAACUGCUCCGAGCGAACUCCCAACCAACAAUCCAGAACAAGCAGAUCAGCAAAAACAUUGCAGAGUUCCUUGUGAGAGUGAGGAGCUCGGAUGAACUGUGCGCCCUGGCGUGUCCGGACAUUGUUGCGAAAUGUUUUUUGAUAGAGCAGAAGGGUCGGCUGUAUGUAAUGAGAAUGCCAGUGCUUGAGAUAUUAUAAGUGUUCCUUUUCCUUGUCAUGCAGUUUUUUGUGUUGCCACAUUCACACAGCAGUGUUGAGUGAAAAACUUUAUUUUCUGUGAGAUGAUUAAAUAUUUACUCAAUUUAACAUUCCUGCAUUUUUAGCAGCGGUGGCUUAUUCACAUGGUGAGUUUAAGAUGUUCUACCAGCGAAGGGUAACCAUUCAGGCUUUGGCCUUUUUCCUGCCUCUGUUCCAUUGUCCAAUCAGUAGAAGGCACUAAUUCCUGUAGUACCGCCCUGGUCUCCAUGCUGCUCCCAUUGGCCUUUUAAAUAGAACUUCACAGAAAUGGCAUAAAAAUUAUGAAUUUUAUGGAUUCUGGGAGGGCUCGUCCCUUUGUGCCUUCAACAUACAACACAGAUCUAGUAAGCACACUCAGUUGUAUCACUGGAACAACAUUUUCAUUCAGUCAUCUUAGUUGUGAAGAAAAAUGAAACAACCAGGAGCAAAGACCAAAUCUGAACAAGUUUCUAUCAAAGGCAUAAUAUUUAAGCAAGGUUUCUUGCUCAAAUAUUAUGUGUGGAAAACCUGGCUGGCAGGCUGUGACCUUGCUCUCCCUGAUGGUGAUGAAUCACCAACAUGCACCACCUGCCUGAAAAGGUCAAGGAACAUAAGUUGUCCUACAGACAGUUUCUGGAAGUCUUCAGUGUCUGAUCCAGUAAGUGAAAGUUGAGAUGAAAAGGGUAAACAGUGCACCAUCACAACAGUAACGUUAAACUGGGCACCCAGUUUGAACAAUGAGCUCAGCAAAAAAACUUUGCACAACUCAUUGCGUGAUCCGUGUAAGUAAACAGUGUUCCCCCAUUUACACAGCAGUAUGGUGUGAUGAUACAUACAACUUCACCGCCCUGCAAUUUUAGUUUCUAUGAAAUAUCAUGAAGCACAUUUCUUAACAAGUGUUUACUGUUGCAUGACUUAAACAUGCGUUGUUAUUGUGUUGUAGAUGGUAUGUAUUAAAGCACAUUUCACACCAGGGUCAUAACGUUGAUCCUGCAGCGAUUUUACAGUUUUAUGAAAAUAAUUUUGUCAUAAGCAAAUGUAGUUUUUCUAUUCUGGUUUGAUUCUGUUCUCAUUUCUGUCAUAUAAAAUCAGAACAACUUGCUUUACCGUC
This is a messenger RNA of Girardinichthys multiradiatus, 3968 nucleotides long. RefSeq lists its product as uncharacterized. Lineage: Eukaryota; Metazoa; Chordata; Actinopteri; Cyprinodontiformes; Goodeidae. The transcript is spliced from 7 exons. The record is from RefSeq and is a predicted model, not a curated record. The coding region runs from base 101 to 2839 and encodes 912 amino acids.